AACUUCCACGUCCUCCCGCUUGAUCGUUAACACAAAUAAAUGGCACAGUUUAUGAUCCUAAAUCUUUGAAAAUGGAUGAUGAUGAACGAAAAAAGAAAUUGCAGGCUGGUAGGGAAAGGUUGGCUAAAUUCCAAAAGAAGAAAGUCAGUCCAGAAAAACGACGAAAGAAGAAACCCAAGCCAGCGGAGGCCGGUGUGCCAUCCCUAGACGGAGCUACGAGGGGGACAGGUAAUGGAGGCGUACUACCAACUGCUCACCUUAGCGAUGACUCACUCGAUGCGGGCGACUCGAGCGUAACGUCCAGUGAUGUGUUCGGUACCCACUCUGAUCUGGUGUCACCCAUCUCCUUUGAGAGUGACCAGAGAUCCAUAGGAACAGAUGACUUAUGUGAGGAUUCCGAUGGUGGACAGCUUGAUGCUGAGGUUGUCCGUAUCGAGCUGAGAGAGGCUCGAGGGAAAAUCCACCAACUAGAAGAAAGUCUGUUCGGCAAGCAGGCUGCCCUCGAGGAGGUCAACAGGGAGAACGAGGAGCUACGAGCUAAAACUCUGACAACCACAAACGGACCGAGCAACGGGACGGUUACAAACGAGGGUGCAGGAUCUGUAGACAAAGAAGCAGAGUACCGGGCAGCGUUUGAGCAGUAUAACCUCAAGAUUCAAGAGUUUCAGCAGGCCUUGCAGCAACGUGACGACGUCAUCCGCCACCUGUCCACUAGCUUACAGGGCGCCCUCACUAGUCGGGACGAUAUCCAGCAAGAGGCAGCGGCACAGACGGAGCAACUUGCGCUUCAGAUUCAGACCCUACAAUCACAGCUUCAGCAGGCUGGGGAUUCACUUAAGGAACAAAACGGUGGUCACAGCAGUUUGGCUGAGGAGCUCUCCCACGCCCAGGAUCAGGUGAUGGCUCUUAGACAGACUGUCGACGACAAAGAAUCAGCUAUGCAAACCCUUGCCCAACGCUAUGCCCAGAAGUCUAAGGAGCUUGUGGAGUCCAUCGAAGAAAAGGAAGAGCUCCGACGACACUCGGCGGAGGAGAUCAUGUCCUUGUCGCAACAGCUGAAGGAACAGGGCGGGGAUUUGAGUCCAGAAUCUCGUGAGAGGUCCCUCGCCACGCUCCAAGCAGAGCUGGAUGAGAGUUACGGCAACCAGAUCGUCAUGAUCAAAGAGCAGCUGCAGGAACGCCAUCAGCAGGACAAAGACCUUCUGGUCCAGAAAUGCAGCGAGUUAGAGAGACACAUGGACUCCACAACCGAGAACAACAAACGUUGUGAAGAACUGGAGCAACAGAUCUCAAAUCUCAAAGAUGAACUUGCCACAAGAGAUUCCGAGAACCGGAGAAACCUUGAAGAAAUUUCCAACGUAAAACAGAAGCUUGCUGAUACUGUCGAGGCGUAUGAAAAGCACACAGAUAAAUUGUACACAACUCAGAUGGCUCUUGAGGAGGAGCAGGGUAAGGCAGACGCCCUUAGAGCCCAACUUGAAGAGUCAACUCAAGAUCUCUUGGGCUUCCAAGACUCUCAGAAGGAUGAGGUCAACACAUUGAAGAGAUCACUACAGCAGCAUAUUGCAGAAGCCGACAGGCUGGCUACCGUUAAUAUAGACUAUGAGGACCAGAUUGCGAAGUUGAAGGCAGACCAUGAAGAGGUUGUUGCAGAGCUCAACACUAAACUAGAGACAUCCCUCGAUGAGAAGGUUGGUUCUGAGGAUGCUCACAAGAAGGAGCUGGAAUCCUUGAAAGCAGAGUUGGAGACACUCAAAGGGAACACAGAUGCACCUGUUGAUGUUGACGAGCUGAGAAGAACCAUCGAAGAGGAACUGAAGGAGGACUACGACGAGAAGAUGGACGAUAUGAAAUAUUCUCAUGAGAUAGACUUGAAGAGGCUUCAAUCAGAGCUGAGGGUGGAGUAUCAGGAUGAUCUGAAGGAAAUUCAGAACCAGUUGGAAGAACAGUAUGUUCAGAAGGUGGAGAGCAUCCGGUCAGAAAAAGAUAGAGAGUUUGUCGCUGAGCUGCAGCAUGCUCGUCAGGAGCUCCAGGAGAAACUCGAGGUUGAGGUCGCAGAGAAAAUAGAGGCUGAGCGGAAGAGACUAAAGCAGCUGGAGCUACAUCAAACAAGUCUGGAUGACACUAUUGACCAGGUGGAUCUGAUCAAUAGACUUCAGAAUGAAAACCAAGACCUUUCGGAGGCAAGGGAUGCUCUUCUACAACAAAUUGAUGCAAGCCAUCAUGUUCAGGAGGAACUCCAAGAAGAGCUGCUAAAUGUCAUCAACGAGAAAGAUCGCUUAAAUGCUGAAAAUGAUAGACUUCUCCUUGACCUAGAUGCCCUCGAAACAGGACAGGCGGCAGAGAACCAAGGCCUGGGGUCACUCCAAGAACGUCUUGAGGAGUUGCCACUUGAUUCUCACGGCCGGGUUGAGAGGUCCGAGGAUGAGAAAUCACAAAUUGAAGACGAGCUCGACCGGCUACGAGUAGAGUUGGAGUCCAGCAAGAAGGACAAGGCUGCCUACAACGAACAGAUGGAAAGACUCAAUCAGGACCAUCAGGCAAAGGUGGAGCAGCUUGGCGAAGAGACGUCGAAAGUUGUCAACAUGCUGGAGGCAACGAAGGGUGAGCUGGAGAGUCACAAGUCAUCUGCUGUCAGAGGGGAGGGUGAUAACUGGGUCGGGGAAAGAUCGAACCUCCUGCGGGAGAAAGAACACCUACAACAUUUACUGGAGAAAACCCAGAAGGAAUUUGAGGCUCAGAUAGCAGCUCUGGAAGAAGAGAAAAAUAAGCAUGCAGAAAAUGAGAGGUCAUUAGGAGAAGAAAAAGAAGCUCUCGUCACUAAAGUCAUUGAGCUAGAACAGGGUCGUAAUGAGAUCAAAGAAGAACUUGCGCAGGCCUUGUCUCAAUUGAAUGAAAACGAAAAUGUCAAUCAUGAUUUGGACACGGCUAUGGCCAAUUUGAAAAUGAACCACUCAAACGAGUCACGCAUGGCACAAGAGCAGCACAAUGAGGAUAUGGAACAAAUCAAACAGCUGCAAGAAAUAGUGAGCGAGAUGAAAAACAUCAACUCAAAACUCAAGCUUGACUCAUCUAUACAUGAAGAAGCCAAGCAGCAAAUUGAAGCCUUAUCCGAUGAGUUGUCAAUGCUCAAGUCCGAGAACAAUGAGCUGAAAUCUGACAUGGCUGUACAGAUCUCAAAGAAUGCUGAAUUCGGUCAUGACCUUGCAGUGUUGGGCAGUGUGAAAGAAAAUCAUGAGCGGAUGACACGUGACUUGACUGCCGUUCAAUCUGAAAAUGAAAUAUUAAAAAAAGACAUGGAACAGCAGCGGAGCAACUUUGAGCGGCAGGUGGCUGUGCUGAAGAACAUUCAUCACGAUGAGGUAAAUUCUGCCACAGGCAAUAAUGGCAGGAAAUCACCGGAAAUGACAGCUGCCGAGAAACAAAAUGCCAUCCUGCGUGAUUCCCUAGAACAAACGGCUGAAGACAGGGCAACUGUCGCGUCUGAACUGGUACAAUUGAGACACGAGCAUGAUCUCCUCCGGACCAGCAUUGACAUGAAAGAGGCGGAGAUUACAGCCCUAAAAGAGCAACUACAAAUUGCUGAUGACGAGCGUAAACAUGCCGUGGGUGAGUGGCGCGAGUCAGAGCAAGAGUUAGGGGACGUCAGAGCACAGGUGGAGCAUGAGCGCAAACAACGUUGGCAGGUGGAAGAGAGGUUACCCCAGCUACAGGCGAGACUUGAGUCCCUCCAACAUCUAGAGACUGAGUUGACCCUCGAGAACGAGCACCUUAAAGAAGAACUCAGCGCACUUAACCGAGAGAGAGAUACAGAAUUGGCAAAAAUCGAAUUGAGUGAGAAGAAUCUUGAAAAAGAAGUAGAGAAAUUGAAGAAAGAAUUGAAUGAAACAACUGAAAUCUUCACCAAGGAGAAUGCACUGCUCAAGGAUGCGUUGCAGCAUGAGAAAGAUGCUGCUGCCCAGUUGCUAAAAGAAAAGGAAGACAUUUCCCAUGAAGAAGUUUCAUCCCUGAGGGAUGAAGUGAAUGAAUUGAGACAGAAAAUCCUACGCAAGGAACAGACCGAGCACGAGAUCUUGACAGAGAAAACUCGCCAGAUCGGUGUACUUCAGGAGAGCAACGCCAGACUAGAAAACGAAAGGGAAAACCUGAAAAUUAAAUUAACUGACCUUGAGAAGCAAAUUAAGACAACUGAAUCCGUCUCUGAGGAAGUACAGGACGUCUUCGGCCAGCAGCUGACGGAAUUACAAACGCAGCAGAAAUCCUUGAAGAAUGAUCUAGAACAGCAGAAAAGUGAACGACUCAACCUCUCAGAUAUCCUCAAUGAUUCAGCUUCAAGAGAGGAGAACUUAAAGCGUGAGAAAGAAUUGCUCCUUAACAAGCUCUCCGAGAAAGAAGAAAUCCAGGAACGUCUUAUGCAAGAGAGGCUUGAGCUGCAGCGAAGAAUACAGGAGCAGCAGAAACUUGAAGCCCUGCUUGAUGAGAAGGAUCACUUAGAGCAGGAGCUGUCUCGCCAGAAACGAUCUCUAGAGUGUGACCUCCGUGACAUCGAGCAGCAACUGCAGCAGCGAGAGCAGCAACUCCUGACAGAGAAGUCGGAUCUCGAGGCGGAGCUCCGUCACAAGGAUGUUGAAGUCCGUCGCUGGGAGGUUGGCUACCGCGAGCAGCAGCUAGAAUACCGCCACCGCGAGACUUUUUUGAAGAAGCGUUACGACGAGGGCAUGACGACUUACAAGGAUGGGGCAGAGAAGGAUAAGCUGGCGCGGCUCCAGCGACUCCGGAUGGAGAAGGAUCGCCUUCAUGCCGAUGCCGUGGCAAAGCUGCGACGUGACCUGAGGGCAGAGUUUGACGAUCUCAGUUCCCGUUCUAAGGAGCAACAUCUUUCGGAUGUUUCACUGCUGAAGACGAGACACCAAUCUCAGAUGGAGGAGCUACGGAAGUACUUUGAAGAAAAACUCCAGGGCCUCCAAGAUGAACUGGAGAACGAGCGCAAACAUCAACUCGGCACCGUCAAGGACGUCCACGAGCGGGAGCGCCAGCGAGAGCUGAGCGAGAUGAAAGAUCGUCACGAGUGGGAGAUGGAGGCCCUGAGAGGCGAGUUGGACUCCAAGCAUUAUCAGAUCUUCAAUGAGAUGAGAGAGCAGCUGGAGAAAGCCUACAAGGAGGAGGUGGGGCAAGUCAGGAGGGAGGCAAAGAACGAGCGAGAAAUUGAGUUGGCAAGCCUCCGUCUCUCCAUGGAGCAAAUCCACACCAGCCAGCUGGAGGUAGAAAGGGCGCGGCUGGAACAUGAGCGAGCUGAAGCCCUGACUGAGCUGAGACACACCCUCAUGAUGUCACAUCGGGAGGAUAUGGAAGGGGUGGAGUCAAGGUGGGCAGAGCGACUAACGGCCAUGGAAAAACGAUUGGAGGAGAGCAGCCAGCGGAAGGAUGAGGAGAGCACAAACUCCAAGGAACUCAUUGUUCAGCUGAAGCGUCGUCUCAGCCUAGAGCAUCAAGAGGUCAUUGAGAGCCUUGCAGAUGAGUGGGACCAGAAGGUCUUGGAGCAACUGAGGACCCUCCGAACCGAGAUGGAGGAGAAGUACAAGACUGAGCUGGAGGCAGAACGGGAGCUCCUUGGCCGAGGCCCGGAGGGGAAGGAAGAGCUUGAGAGAGAGCAUCGAGCAGACGUUGACCUCCUGCUGAAGGAGAGGGAGACUCUGGUCAAACAGGCUGAAGAAAUGAGACAAAAUCUGGAUAGGGUCCACCAGCAGGAGCUUGGUAGCAUCCAGGCCAAGGUUCAAGCGGAGUACGCCCAACUUGCCAAGAUGAGAGAAGACCUAGAGCAGGAGAAAGGCCAACGAGAAUCCAACACCUCCCUUAAGAGCGAACUCUUCCUCUUAAAAGCUUCCCACGCUGAGCUGAAGAAGCAACACGAGAAGCUUCUGGCAAGGAAAGAAGGUGCAGACGAUGAGGACUUGACUUUGAAUGAGAGAGUAAGAAGGGACCAGGCUCUUGGGGAAGAGGCUGUCCAGACCUAUAAUCGAGAGAUUGGAAAGCUCCAAGAUGAGCUGACAAGUGUCAGGGCAAAACUCCAGGAUGAACACGCUGAGGAACUGGAUAGGCUACGAAAGUACUUUGAGAAUAGGGUGGUGGAGAAUGAGAACAGGUGGGCUCAGGAGAUGGGAGAACUUAAGACGCAACACGAGGCAGAGAGAGAACAUGCUCUGAGGGGAGCUUCAGAGGACGAAGAGGGAGGUAGGCCGAUACAAAGGAGCUAUGCCCAGACCAUGAUGAUGAUGACACAUCUGUCAGAUGUUGAGAGCUCUCCGCCCCAGUCUCCGGAGCGAUUCGCGGAGAUCGAGGCGGAGGUCAAACAGCAGCUGCGGAGCGAGCUGAGGGGCAUCAUGGAAGAGGAUUACCAGACCAGAAUGGAGAAUCUCAAGGAGGAACUUGCUCAUGAGCACAACAUGGAAUUGGAGCGCAGGAAUCUUCAGUUUGAGCUGAAGCUGGACGCAGAUCUGGAAGCAGCCAAAAUCACCUUGAAUUCAAGACAUAGCAUGGAGAUGGAAACGUUCAAACAAAAUCAAUUAGAGGAGUUGGAAGCCCUACGCCAACAGCUUUCAGAAGAGAACACUAAGGCAAUCACGAAGCUCAGGCUCGAGUGUGCUGUUGAAACAGCACGCCAAGUCGAAGAGGAAACACAAAGAAUCAAAGAGGAGCUCAAGUUCACCUAUGGAGAGGAACUUUCCCAGAUGAAGGAUGACUUGGAGCAUAAACAUGCUCUCGAAAUGGAUAAUGUUCAAGGUGAGCUGGAGUUGCAGAAAGAAAUUGAAGGCAAACGUGUGAGAGCUCUCUCAAAGGAUGAAUUUGAUUCGCAGUUUAGAGCUAUGCAAGCAGAUCUUGAGCAGCAAGCCCAGGAUAAGAUCACAGAUGAGGUUGCCCGCAUCCUCGCAGAGCUCACCAUGGAGAAGGCCCAAGAGAUGGAGGUCAUGGAGAUGGUUCUCACGCAGCAUAAAGAGAAGAUCCAGGAAUUGGAAACCAAGAAACAAGAUCUUCAGGACAAACUAGAUAACCAUUCUAAGGACGAGGAGAAUGUCGGGGAGAAAUAUAACAAUGAGUUUGCAAACCUAAAACAACAGCUCAGCGAUACAGAGUUGACUCUCCAAACUCUCAGAGAAGGAAUAAAAAACGGCACAGCCCCAGAGGUGGAAGAGCUCAAGGAGAAUCUUGUUCGACAAUAUGACAAUCAGUUGGAGAUGAUAAAGGCCACCAUGACAGAGGAGAUAGAAUCCCUGACCAGAAACACCCAACUCCAAUCUGCCAAAGAAUUAGAGGAGAUGCAGUUAAACUUUAUGCAGGAGCACCAGGCGAUGUUGGACAAGUUUGUGGAGAGCCAAGAUGGUGAUAUUUUGGAUCUCAAACAGCAUCAUGAUAGAGAUCUUGAGGACCAGCAUGAACGCUUGCAAAACGAAUAUGAACAGGAGUUAAACGAUGCUCAGGAAGCCCUCCAGGAGGAGCAAGCCAAGGAAAUGGAAGAGCUCCGGAAGGUGCUGGAGGAGGAACAUGAGAAAGAGUUGAAUGAUUUAAAAGCGCUGCACUUUGAUGAAAUAGAAUUGCUGAAGGUUGAACUUGUCAGGACCUUAAAUGAGGAGAAGGUGAAGAUGCAAGAGCAGAUGGAGAAAGAAAGAGCUCAAAUUUUGAGUGCUGAGGAGCUCUUAGAGUCUCUAAAAGCAAAGUAUGAGGAGGAGAAAGCGAGAGAGAAGGAAGACCUUGUGACUGAUCACAUGACCAGGUUCAGACAGGUCACAGAUGAGCUAGAGGUAGAGCAUCGCCAGGAGCUUGAGUCCAUGAAAGACAUGCUGCGCAACUCCAUCGAGAAAGACUUCCGGGAGAGAACACAGAGCCUAGAAGAAGAGAUCCGAGGACAGCAAGCAGAGCUCAGGACAGCGCAGGAGAAGAACGUGACAGAACUGAUAGAGCUGAAGCAGAACCAUGAAGAGCAACUGGCAAAGAUCCGAGCAAACCACGAGGAUCAACUGGAAGCCAUUGCCACAGACUCUGAGCGAGAGAUUGAGUCGGCCAAGUCGGAGCUUGAAGAAGCUCAUCGGGAUGAGAUCCUCCGUCUGCAGAGUCAACUCGGAGAUGGGAAGCAGGACGCCCUAAUUGCUCUGAAAGAAAGUCAUGAGAGGGAGAUUGAAAGACUGAAAUCUGAGCAAGACCAGCGUGUCACAGAGGCCGUCGAGGAGCUGAUGAGGAAACAUCAGGAGGAGAUUGAGAAGGCCUUGGAGGAACUCCAGGAACAGUUGAUGAAACAGGCUGAGCAGGAAAAAGGUGAGCUGGAUCAGAUGAUGAAAGAGAAAGAAGAACAACAGAGGGAGGAAGUGGAGAAACUUGAAGAGAAAUCCAAUCAGUUACAGCAGGAGAACAUGGCGUUGGUGCAGCAGAUCUCCACGUAUGACACAGUGAUAAGUCGACGAGAACGCGAGAACGAAGAAGGCGGUAAUUUAGUCAGCAUGAUGAGGGCAGACAUGGAUCGCUUAAACACGGACAGGGAAACACUACAAGAGGCAAAUCAGCACCUGCUUCAUGUCCUGACCAAUGCAGUCCGUGCUACCAUGGCAACGGAGGAAGCCAUCAACAGGCAGAUGGCCAAGCUGGCUGCCACGGAUACGAGGCCGGCCGGUGAGGGACGAUCUGACAGUAGGGACACAGAGGGACGGACAGAGGCUGAAGGAGAGGCUGCAGAGGGGGUUGAUGGUCAGCCGCAAGGUGCUAGUGGGGUGUCUCUGGCAGUGGCUGAUCCACCGCGUGAUGAUUCCGGUGACGCUCUUCAUGAUACGAGCGUCGUGUCGUUCUUAAGUGACGAAGGGUUGGAGCUCUCCCAGCAGCUGAUGGAGAGUAUGUUCACGGGGCAAGAUCUUGACACGGAAGGAGUGGAACUUGUCACAGGAGCAACCACCCGCCUCCAGAACUCAGUAGAUCGUCUGUUAGAGAUGGUUUCAGCCACUGCUGAACAGAUCCAGCGAGCUCGCAGCUCCCAGGCCGAGCUGUUGAACGCCACAGAGUCAAGCGUUGAGGAAGCCAGUCAUCUACGGGCCGACCGAGACAGCUUGAUGGUCCAGCUGAAGGGGACGACAGAGGCAAGAGAGAGUCUGGCUGUGGAGAUACACAGGACGGAAGGUUUGCUUGAGGGACUCGCCUCCGAGAAGCAAGAACUGGAGGAACUAAACAGCAAACUGGAAGCCGACAAACACAACAUGGCCGCAGAGUUGGAGAUGUUGAAAGAGAGGGUGAGUUCUCUCGAUCAAGCUCAGUCGUCGCUGCAACAGGAGAGGGAACGAGUGGAGGAGCAGAAGGCGGCGUUCGCUCAGCGGCUGGGAGAGGAAGAUUUAGACACACAAGGUAUCCUCCAGGAGAACCUCCGUCUCCGUGAGGAGGCCGAGGCCAUCCUCGUAGAGCGCCAAGAUGCUGAGAGGCAAACAGCCAAGGAUAAGAUGGACCUUAAGGACCAGCUUCAGCAACUAGAGACGGCUAUUGAGGAGCAGAUCGCUAGAGGCGAUGCACUCGCCGAGAAAGGCAAGGAGGAGACGGAGGAAUUGAAACGGCAACUGGAGGUCUUGGAGAAACAGCUGAAGAAAAAUAAGCAGUUCUUAGAGCAACAAACCAUAGAGCGGGAGCAGGAGCGAGAGGAAUUCCAGAGGGAGAUUGUGCGAUUGGAGGAAGACCAGAGGUCAAGGGACAGGACUCCAUCAAAUGUAGAUGAGCUGUUUAGAAAAGAGGCACAAGAACUCCGUGAAGAACUGCGGGAGAAGUCCGAAGAGAUCACCCAGGCUCAGACGAGAAUCCAGCAGCUGGAGCGAGACGUCCACUUUGCUGAAGACACGACCCAAGAAUUGACCAGUCAGCUGAAAGAAGCAGAGCGGCAGCUGGAUGAGGUCGUCCAAUCAAAGCAGCAGCUUGAGGCGCAGACGGAAGAACUGGAGCGUGAUCUAGGUGAACAGCGCCACCUAGAGGUGGAUAUCAUGCACGAAAAAGAGACGCUACAGAAACAGCUAUAUGAUCAGCUCAUACAGAUCUCUGCCUUGCAGUCUAAGCUUGAUGCGCUCAAGCACGGUGUGGAGACGGCAGACGGCACAGGAAGCUCCGACUCCGGAGAGGUCGUGACCUCCGAGGUCUCCCUCCUCAAACAAUUGGAGGACGACAAGGAAGCUCUGGAGAGAAAAGACAAAGAGAUUGAGAAUCUGGUGGAGCAAUUGGAGCAGUUCCGUGAGGAGAUCAUCAACAAGGAUGAGGAGAUCUGUCAGAUGAAUAUGCAGAUUGAAGUCGCUAAUAGAGAGCAGGAUUCAGGACGGGAAGACUUACAGGGACAGCUGGAUCAGGCUCUGGAAGAGGUCCACCAGCUAGAGGACAAGGUGACGUCAUCUGGUCACGACAUUACCGCCUCCAUGCCACGCUUUGCCCAGGAGCUUCUCGAUGAGAAGAACCAAGAGAUCGAUCACCUCAACGAGCAGCUGACCCAGGUCAUGCAGGACCUGGAGGAGGCCAAGCAAGAACAGGAAGAGGAACAGCGCCCUCAAGAGGCUGCUGUGGGCCAGGCUGAGGAUGACAAGCUGAAACAGGAGGAGUUGGAGAACCUGCAGACAGAGUUCAAGACUAAACUACAAACCAAAGAUGAAGAGAUUCAGAGUCUCAAACAGUCACUAGGGAAGGAGCAGAAGAGAGACGUCCCAACGAGUCCAUCUGCUGAGGAGAAACUUAAGACCCUGCAGAAGAGCAACAUUCAACUCAAGACCCAGUAUGACCAAGACAUUUCCUCCCUGAAGCAAAUGCUGCUGGUUAGAGAGAGGGAGGUCGCUCAUCUUGAAGGGCUGCUGGUCCGCCUGCAGGAGGAAAACCCCAGUGGGAGUAACAUCAAGACCUAUAAGAGCCAAAUCAAGGCACUUAAACAAGAGAUCCAGGAUAAAGACGUUGGGAUGACCAAGCUGCGUCUACAGCUUGAAGACCUCGAAGAGAGACUCUUCCAGCAGCAGCAGCAGCAGCAGCAACAGCAGGAUCUAGUCGAAGAGCCCCCUCAUCUGCAGCAGCCCAUCCAAGACGAGACCAACUGGCAGCGACUGCAGCGGGAGCAUGAGCUCCGGAUUGCCGAGCUGCAGCAGAAACACACCAAGGUGCUAGCGACACUUCAGACACGCCACCAGGAGGAGCUGGGACAUCUGAGGGAGUCGCAGGCGUCGGACGUGGAGAGGCUGCGAGAACUAGAGAUGGAUUAUGACAGGAGGAUGGCGAGCCUGCAGGGGUUGUCGCCAGGGAAGACGUUGGAACAGAAGCUGCGAGAGAUAAGGGCGGAACUCACUCGUCAGCACCAAGAACACGUCCGUGACAUUCAGCGCACCAUGGAACGCGAGACCAAGGUCCUGAUGGAACAACUUCGCAAUGAGUAUGCCAACCACACGCGCGCGAGAGAAGAGCGCCACCGCCACGAAAUGGAGGAGGCUGUGUUGAGGGUGAAUCGCGAUCUGAUGUCCGCUCACGCCGAGGAGGUUGGGAAGAUCCAAGAGGAGCACAGCCGACAGCUGGAGAGGGUUCUAGCUGCGACGCCAGCCAGUGCUAGCCCCAUGGGUAGCUUCAUUGCAGACACAGCCAACAGAUUGUCGAGGGAGCUCCAAGCUACAGAGAGACUGGACUCCAGACUGGUCAGUCAGCUGAAGACAAGGCAGGCUGGUGUCGGGAAAGAACGGGGGCCGACAGAGGGCGCUGUGCAUAAUGGCGGGCUCAUGAACGGCGGAGACAUCCCAGAUAGGUUACAGGCGGUGCUAAACAGACUUCAUAACGAAGGUCUCCAGGUACUCACCCUCUCUGAUCUGAGAUAUCUCCGCCAGCAGACCUCACCUCGGCCGGACGUACAAGACAGGACGGACGUCCGGACCCUACAGGAUGCCUGGGAGGCUGAGAAGCACGCAUUGCUGGACGCCAUUCAGGCGUUGAAAGAUUUAAUCUCAGAGGCUAACAAGGGACAGUGGAAGGAGAAGUCUGAUGAAUCAGACUGGCGAGGCAAACUCCUUAGUGCCAUCCAGUCCGUGUUUGACCGAGAGCGUGACGCGCUCCUCGCUGAGCUACGCACCCACGUCAUGUCCAGCGGCGAUCGGGACUUGUCUCAAGUUCAGCAGCUUGAGAAGAGGAUACGAGAGCAGGAGCUUCAUCACAACUCAUCCAUGGAGCAGGUCUACACCGCGGACCGUGCAUCCCUCCUGGCCGAGGUUGAACAUGUGAGGGCGCACUCUGACAUGACUGCCCUGGAGCUUCAGGAGCAACGGCAGAAGCUGACGUCGCAGCUGAAUAGCGUCGAGGAACAUGGCACCAACCGGGAACGGCAACUCAAGAGACAACUUGAGAUGAUGGAGCACAAAUACCGCCAGGAGCGAGUCUUGGUUGAGGACCUUCAGACCUCGCUGGCCAUUGAGAAGGAGAAGGUGUCCCAGCUUGCCGACGCCCUGAACAGGGAGAAGAAUCUCGUCAUGGAGUUACAGAACGACAUCUCAGAGCUUCAGAUCAGGCUGGAUCGCUUGACGAGUAGCAAGGAGAGACUGGAGGCCAAGCUUGCCGAAGUCACUGGCAUCGCCGAAGGAGUUUUAGCGCAACUCGAGUCUGAGAAAUCACACACGAGGAGUCUGCAGGAGACUCUGGAAUCGGAACAGCAGAGUGUACAGAAACUGCAUGAGACUUUGGAUACAGAGACACAACGGACUGCCCAGGUCAGACUAAGAGAACAAACAAGUGUAAAGGAUCUGAGACACGCCUUAGAAGAUGAGAGGAAUAAGAUGGUGGAGACCUACAAGGAUCUGGAGAAGGAGAAGAUCCGAGCUGAGGCCCUUAAAAGGGAGCUAGAUGCGGAGAAAGCUAAGUCCUCGAGUGUGGUCAACACGGAGAGAUCCAAGACCUCCGACCUCAAGACUGCCCUGGAUAUUGAAAAGACGAGGUGCCAAGAACUGCACUCUGCGUUGCAUAGAGAGCAAGCUCUAAACACCCAGCUUCAUGAGUCACUCGACCAGGAACGCAGCGCCUACGCUGAAAACUCCCACUACGAGAAAUCCAACAUCGGGGAGCUUCAGGCCCUGCUAGACUCUGAGAAAUCCCGGAAUCUGGACCUACGGAGCAAGGUGAACCAGCUGGAGAACACCAUCGCUGGGUUUGAGUCGGUCUCAGACGGUCAGAGGAGGCGGAGCUUGGAGGCGUUGGAGGAGGAGCGAGCAGUCUGUCGGCAGCUUAGGGCGACAAUCGAUAGCUUACAGGUCCAACAGGAUGAUGUGAAUCGCAAACUCUCCUCGGAGCAGGAGAGAGUGACGCUGGUCCAGCAGGAAUCUGAACGUCUGAAGGCCAGCCUCCUUAGCCAGAAGGAGGAGGGGCGGGAGAGAGACAUCAUCAGGGAGAAAGAACGACAGAUUGAGAGGCAGCGACAUCGAGAGAGGGAGAGAGAACGGGAACUGGAGAGACAGAGACAGAGUGAUUUCAAGUUAGAGCGUGAGUUGGACAGACAGAAGAUCCAGUCCUUGGAGGGAGAGUUGGACGAGACGAGACAGAGUCAUGAAAAGACGUCCAACGAACUGGAGAAACUACGAGAUGCUCAGCGACACUUCACUCCGAGGGUCACUGAGGAGGAACUACAACAAGCCUACGAUGAGGAGCUAUCCAGAGCCAGUCCACGUCACAGUCCACAUUCCACAGUCUACGCUUCUCGCCUGCAACUCUACAAGGCUCAGCUGGAAGCAGUCCGACAGCGCCUUCAGCUACUUGCAGUCAGACAACAAGAGGAGGUCGCUAGACUACACAGAGUUGGUCUUGAGAAGGAUCAGCAGGAGUUGACGUCUCUGCAACGAGGUCUCACGGAAACACUCUCUGAAUUGAAGCAGCUUCACUCAUCCCUGGCUUUGCACUCUGAGACUAUGCCAGUGACUCAGAGUCCAUCAGCAUCCCGACUCAACGAUCGCCUCUUGGUUCAGAACGCUGAGUUGAGUAACUUUGCCUCAAGGCUGAGUGAAGAGAAGACUGAGAUGAGAUCUGCGCUGGCCAACCUGGAGGAAGAAGUCUGGAGGUUCAGACAACGAGAGGCUCAGUUAGAUGAGGCAACUCGACGUUCCUUAGACAACACGGACAUCGCGCUAGCUGAGGAGCGAGCCAUGUGGAGCCGAGAGAGGCAUGCCACUCAAUCAGCACUGCAGAAGUCCGAGUCCCAGAUUGCCCACCUAAAAGCCCAGCUACAGCAUGAGGCAGCCAAGAGAGACGAAGGGAGCCCUCACCUUGGGGGAAGUGGAGAGUUUUCCGAACACCAACAUUUGAAGUUGCAGAAGAUGUACGGCAAGUACCUUCGAGCGGAGAGUUUCCGUAAAGCAUUGGUCUACCAGAAGCGCUACCUCCUACUCCUCUUGGGCGGUUUCCAGGAUUGUGAGCAGGCCACGUUGCAGCUGAUCGCUAGGAUGGGGGCAUAUCCAGCCCCGGAAGACCUAGAGCGAAGGUCGAGGCACAGCAAAGCAUUCACCAGGUUCAGGAGCGCUGCUAGAGCUGUCAUAGCUGUGUCUAGACUCAAGUUUUUGGUGAGAAAAUGGCGACGCGCCACACGGGUUGGUACCCCUGUCGCGACCGGUACCCUCCAGCCAGACCUCACAUCACCCUCCCCAAGAGGGCUCCCUUCUACUUCUAUUCCCUCCGUCAGGGUCACGACCCCAGUCCGAAGGGGUGCUUAUCUCGUCAACGGUGCUUCACCGCCUGUUCGUGAUGUCACCAGGACUACGACGUCGCGGACAAUCUUCCAAAGCAGUCACCAUCGGGCAAGGUCUUCCAGUCCUGUGUUAUUUCAUGGUGCGUCGUCAACAUCACCACGUCCUGACGGCAGACCCUCGGGGUAUCACUCCGCCUCUCAUCUUGACAGAACCCUGAGCAGAUCCCUGGACAGACCCCUAGACAGACCCCUAGACACAACCCUGAACGGAGACCCAGAGGCGUCGUUAACAAACUACAUCCAGAAGCUUGAGAGUCUUCAGCAGCGACUUGGAGCCCACAUCACAGGAGAUGCAAGAUACUCCAAAAGGUAGUGUCUGAAGAAGUCGACCCAUCUCGCUACCCACAUGUACGCUGCUCCCUCAACACCAGCCUCCUAAUGAACCUCUGUGAUGGUCCCUGGUCAACUCCUACAUACAACUCUCAGUUGUACAUCCAUCAGAAAGCUAUUGGCCUUAAUAAGAUGUGCUGUGAGUAGAAGUAGUAGACCAAUCUGCUACAAACAACUCUCACUUGACGCUGGUAGCAAGCUGAUCAGAAAGAGUAUAGCCUUAGUACGAUUUUUUGUGAGUAUUCUUUGUAGCUGGUUCUAAACAUCCACAAAGAUUAAUCGUAUAACUGUUCCAAAUUACAACUGCUUUUAUCUGUAAAGAAAAAAUGGCGGGGCCCAAUAUCAUAAAAGGGUGUAAGCACAAAAACUUGCUAAGCACGGAAGCAUCUUGCUUAGCAGAAAUAGGUAACCAUCCAAACUACUGUGCUUUACAUUGAUGUUACUGGUACCCCACUCGUUUUGUUUUGCCUAGCAUUUUGCCAAGAAGUGCCGAGUUUAGAAAUAGAGUGUCUAAGUACACUAGAGAAAAGAUAUUAUAGGACGUCCAAAUAGCAUAUAUCCAAAAUAGUUGGAGGACUGGGAAAAGGACAAUUUCUGGCCAUUCCUUUGCUACAUGCUGCAAUUUGAGCAUCUCAUUUCUUGAUGUCCGUGUUUUGCAUGGACCUCCAAAACCAGGAAAUAACCCUGAAAAUUAUCAUCUUCUUUUUUUCUGUAGUUGUUUUAAAACUUUAAUACACCGUUUUAUUUGUACACCUGUAGGUUUUUGUUCUGGUUUUUAAUACAGUUGAGAACUAUUUUUUAAACGGAUUUUGUGUGCUUGGUCAUAGAGCUCGGAAUAUUACCUCAAACCUACUUUGAAUGAACUGGUUCAACCUUUUAAGCAAUAAAAAAAGUAGCAGUUUUAUUUAGUGAUUUUUUGUGUGAACCAUAUCCAUAUUACUUUGGCGAACAUUUGUGGAAGUCGUCAAACUUAAACAAAGAAGUUUUGGCCGUAGAACCCCAAGCCAGAAGAAUAAGCUGAGUGCACUUACACGCUUCUUCGUCAAGUUUUUACAUUAACAACUUAUCCUAGUUAAGAAUGCUGUGCUUACAUUAGUAGAGUAUUAGAGGGUUGAAUGUAAGAAAAUCAUUUCCAGAUCUUUUUUGUAUAUGUCAGCAAAGAUUGUGCCAAACGAAAUAACUUUAUAAGCGUUUCCUAGAUGUUGUUGAAAAUUUAAAAUAUUAGGAGGGAGAGGGGUAGGCCCUCUGGAUUGUCCUGCUGUAGUCAAUAUCAAACCAUGGAAUCAAAGUUUGUUUACCAAGUGGGAACCAACAGUCUGCUAUAAUAUUUUUAGUGAAUGCAUUUGAAAAUGUUAUCCCUUUACAAGACCGUGUAUUUUCUUGGUACCAUACACUUUGUCGCUACACUCUAAGCUCAACUGUCCGCCAAUGGCUUGCCUUUGGGGGAUCUCUUUGAGGACACUGUCGCUACACUCUAAGCUCAACUGUCCGCCAAUGGCUUGCCUUUGGGGGAUCUCUUUGAGGGCACUGUCGCUACACUCUAAGCCCAACCGUCAGCCAAUGGCUUGCCUUUGGGGGAUCUCUUUGAGGGCACUGUUUGAGCUUGUCUAUUAUAAGUAGGGUUUGAAACUUUGCAUGGUGGAAAUAAAAUAUGGAAAGGUUUGCGGUAACACCAUGUAAUGACUAUCA
This is a messenger RNA of Asterias rubens (European starfish), 16768 nucleotides long. Its product is annotated as A-kinase anchor protein 9-like. NCBI's taxonomy places the organism in Eukaryota, Metazoa, Echinodermata, Asteroidea, Forcipulatida, Asteriidae. The coding region runs from base 72 to 15062 and encodes 4996 amino acids. The transcript has 48 exons. Gene Ontology annotation, molecular function: molecular adaptor activity; DNA binding. Gene Ontology annotation, biological process: signal transduction. The record is from RefSeq and is a predicted model, not a curated record.